This is a messenger RNA of Cyphellophora attinorum, 1743 nucleotides long. RefSeq names its product putative T-complex protein 1 subunit eta. Gene Ontology annotation, cellular component: chaperonin-containing T-complex. Gene Ontology annotation, molecular function: ATP binding; ATP hydrolysis activity; ATP-dependent protein folding chaperone. The transcript is spliced from 2 exons. NCBI's taxonomy places the organism in Eukaryota, Fungi, Ascomycota, Eurotiomycetes, Chaetothyriales, Cyphellophoraceae. Gene Ontology annotation, biological process: protein folding. The record is from RefSeq and is a predicted model, not a curated record. Bases 1 to 1743 code for a protein of 580 amino acids.
AUGAACAUAGACCCGACCAUCCUGGCCCAAAUCCAGCAGAUGGCCCAAGAUGACUUCGACAAUCAGCACCACGACUAUGGUCAGGCGGCAGGUCUUGCAGACUAUGUGGACGGCACCGAUGCGUCCCAAGGCAAAGGCCAAGUCCUUUCGAACAUCAACGCAUGUUUAGCAGUACAGAACACCGUGAAAUCAACCCUCGGCCCCUAUGGCGGUGAUCUACUGCUCGUAGACGGCAAUGGAAAGCAGACCAUCACCAACGACGGCGCGACCGUCAUGCGCCUGCUCGACAUCGUCCACCCCGCAGCCCGAAUACUCACCGACAUCGCUCGGUCACAAGACGCGGAGGUCGGUGAUGGCACAACAUCCGUUGUGGUACUGGCUGGUGAGAUUCUAAAGGAGAUGAAGGAAUUUGUUGAGCAGGGUGUUUCAACACAGACUAUUGUGAAGGGCCUGCGGCGGGCAAGCGCCAUGGCGAUUAACAAGAUUAAGGAGAUCUCGGUCAGUACGACGGAAGGGAACAAAUACGACACACUGCGGAAAUUGGCGGCAACAGCUAUGAGCAGCAAACUGAUACACCGGAACGCGGAUUUCUUCACGAAGAUGGUCGUCGAUGCAGUACUGUCGCUAGACCAGGACGACCUAAACGAGAAACUGAUUGGCAUCAAGAAGAUCACAGGCGGUGCGCUGCAGGAUUCUUUGUUUGUGGAUGGCGUUGCAUUCAAGAAGACGUUCUCAUACGCUGGGUUCGAGCAGCAGCCCAAAACAUUCAAGAAUCCGAAGAUCGUGGCAUUAAACGUGGAACUCGAACUCAAGGCCGAAAAGGACAACGCGGAAGUGAGGGUCGAUCAAGUGCAAGAAUACCAGGCGAUUGUGGACGCGGAGUGGCAGAUCAUCUACAACAAAAUGGAGGCACUAUACAAGACGGGCGCGAAGGUAGUGCUCAGCAAGCUGCCGAUUGGCGAUCUAGCAACACAGUACUUCGCGGACCGCGACAUCUUUUGCGCAGGACGUGUCACCGCCGAUGACCUGGAGCGGGUAUGUCAGGCGACCGGUGCUGUCAUUCAGUCGACGUGUUCCGACAUCCAGGAUUCACAUCUCGGCACGUGUGGGCUGUUCGAGGAGAAGCAGAUCGGUGGUGAGAGAUUCAACCUGUUCUCAGACUGCCCGGAAGCCAAGACGUGUACACUCAUUCUGCGAGGAGGAGCGGAGCAAUUCAUUGCAGAGGCCGAGCGGUCAUUACACGACGCCAUCAUGAUCGUGAAGCGAGCGCUACGGAAUAGGAAUAUUGUGGCCGGCGGUGGUGCAACCGAGAUGGAGGUGUCAGUAUACCUGCACAAGCACGCCGACAGAAACGUGCCGAACAAACAGCAGGCGAUCGUCAAGGCUUUCGCAAAAGCACUGGAAAUCGUCCCUCGACAGCUCUGCGACAAUGCUGGCUUCGACGCGACAGAUAUCCUGAAUCGUCUACGGGUAGAGCACCACCACAAUGGAAACGUCUGGGCUGGCGUCGACUUCGACCACGAAGGUGUGCGGAAUAACAUGGAGGCGUUCGUGUGGGAGCCCGAACUGGUGAAGGUCAAUGCUAUUUCGGCAGCCGUGGAGGCAGCAUGCCUGAUCCUCAGUGUCGAUGAGACGAUCAAGAACGAAGAGUCACAACAGCCGCAGGCACCUGCACGAGGCCUACCGCCGGGUGCAGCGCAACGAGCGUUGCGAGGCAGAGGGAGAGGUAUGCCGCGGAGAUGA